Messenger RNA from Bacillus rossius redtenbacheri, 1461 nucleotides. It is a transcript of the gene Ppa, whose product is annotated as F-box/LRR-repeat protein 14. Gene Ontology annotation, molecular function: protein binding. Lineage: Eukaryota; Metazoa; Arthropoda; Insecta; Phasmatodea; Bacillidae. Bases 96 to 1352 code for a protein of 418 amino acids. The record is from RefSeq and is a predicted model, not a curated record. The transcript has a single exon. Gene Ontology annotation, cellular component: cytoplasm.
GGGAGGGGGAACGAGAGGGGGCGAGCGGCGCGCGGACGGCCAGGCGGCCAGUGAGCGCGGAGAUGUCGUAGCGGCCUCUGCAGGGAGGCGCAGGGAUGGAGCUGACGGAGCUGCCGCCUCGCCCGAGGCUGCACCAGCCGCACAGACACCUCACCCAGCUGCCGGCCGCCACGCACGUGUCCUGCCUCUACCCGGAGCUGCUGGCGCUCAUCUUCAGCCACCUGGAGGUGCGCGACAAGGGCCGCGCGGCGCAGGUGUGCGUGGCGUGGCGCGAGGCCGCCUACCACCGCUCCGUGUGGCGCGGCGUGGAGGCCCGCCUGCACCUGCGGCGCGCCAGCUCGGCCGUGUUCUCCAGCCUCGUGCGGCGCGGCAUCCGGCGCGUGCAAGUGCUCAGUCUGCGCCGCAGCCUGCGAGACGUCGUCAACGGCAUCCCGGACCUGCAGAGCCUCAACCUGUCGGGCUGCUACCACGUCACCGACAUCGGCCUGUCGCACGCGCUCGUCGCCGACCUGCCCUGCCUCACCGAGCUGGACCUGUCGCUGUGCAAGCAGCUGUCCGACACCUGCCUCGGCCGCAUCGCCACCUGCGUCAAGAACCUGCAGGUGCUCGAGCUGGGCGGCUGCUGCAACGUCACCAACACGGGGCUGCUGCUGAUCGCGUGGGGGCUGCGCAAGCUGCGGCGCCUCAACCUGCGCUCGUGCUGGCACGUGUCGGACGUGGGCAUCGGCCACCUCGCCGGCCUCAACGAGGACUCGGGCGGCGCGGGCAACUUCGCGCUCGAGCACCUGGGGCUGCAGGACUGCCAGCGCCUCACCGACGAGGCGCUGCGCCACGUGUCCGCCGGCCUGCCCGAGCUCAAGUCCAUCAACCUGAGCUUCUGCGUCAGCAUCUCGGACGGCGGGCUGAAGCACCUGGCGCGCAUGCCCUCGCUGCGUGAGAUCAACCUGCGGUCGUGCGACAACGUGUCGGACGCGGGGCUGGCGCACCUCGCGGAGGGCGGCUCGCGCGUCACCUCGCUCGACGUGUCCUUCUGCGACAAGGUGACGGACCAGGCGCUGCACCACGUGUCGCAGGGGCUGUUCAACCUGCGGCAGCUGUCGCUGAACGCGUGCCGCGUGUCGGACGACGGGCUGUGCCGCAUCGCGAAGACGCUGCACGAGCUGGAGGUGCUGAACAUCGGCCAGUGCAGCGGCGUGACGGACCGCGGGCUGGCCGCCGUAGCCGACUGCCUGCGCAGCCUGCGCUGCAUCGACCUGUACGGCUGCACGCGCAUCUCGCCGGCGGGCCUGGAGCGCGUCAUGAAGCUGCCGAGGCUCGCCACGCUCAACCUGGGGCUUUGGCACAUCCGGUGAGGCCGCCCCGCCCGAGUGCGCGCUCGCUCUGACUCUCGUCUCCCGCCCUAGCUUAUUGCAUCCUCAAACGAUAACGUUACGUCUAAUAAAAAUGUCAUGGCAAAAAUAA